UGCUGGUUUUUCUCUCUGCUUCACAAGGAGAUGGCUUCUUUUGCGGUUGAGGAGUUUAUUGGAGACGGCUGUCUAAAGACCCUUCUUCCUAUGCUGCUGGAGGAAGGCUGGGAUGAUGUACCGACGUUGAAGAUUAUGACUUCAGAAGACAUGGCUGAGAUAAACAUGACACAACAACAGAAGGAUGCGCUAGAAAUCAGGUCAUACCUGCACAGUCGUGCUCUAAUGCAAUAUGCUGACAGUUUAGAGACCUCCGGGAAAACCUUUACUCAGCUUCUUAGCUUGAGCAGUUCAGAUCUUUCAUCACAGUUUGGAAUGAAAAGGGGACAUAUUGCCCGUUUCAUAGACAGAACUAAUGCCUAUGGAGCAAAUCCUUUACCAGAAUCCUAUAUGCUCCCAGCAAGAAGGAGAACCACCACCCGAAAUGAUAGUAUUUACACGCGUGAACUAUCAUCUAUCAACUCCAGAAAAAUGCAGAACAGGACGAGAAGCACUCUAGCUUCCGAGGUAUCUGUGGAGCAGUCAAUGGCUGAUUACAAGCUCAAAGAAGGACAUGUCUUCAAGGGAAUUGUGGCAGCAAUGCCUGCAGAGCCGAGAGCAUGUGGUUGUGUGCAGGCUCCCCCGGUAGUUGAGAAUGUUGCUCCUUAUACUGAUAUUGAGAAUAUCUCAGUUCAAAAAAUAAUGCCAGAAUAUAAGAUGGGAAUAGAGCGUCUGGUAAAAACAAAGACUCCUCCCAUGAAGGCCUCAGAACUGUGGCGUGAUUUACCAGCACUUCUCCUUUGUAUCCGGCGCCCAGGGUGCAUCAUGUGCAGAGCUGAAGCCCACCAACUGUAUUCCAAAAAGCCUAUAUUUGACUCACUUGGCAUUAAAUUGAUUGCUGUUAUUCAUGAGUACAUAGAAUCAGAGGUAAAAGAUUUCUGGCCAAGAUAUUGGGGUGGGGCUGUACUUCACGACAGGGGCAUGGAAUUUUUCAAGGCUCUGGGUGGAGGGCAGCUGCUAAAGGAUAAGUUCAUCUCAGGAUUUCUACUCAACCCUCGAGCUAUUGCAAAUUACAAGCGAGCAAAGGCUAUGGGACUGGAUCAGAACUUCAGAGGAGAAGGAGAGAUAAAAGGUGGUCUCUUUAUAGUUGGCAAAGGCAAAACUGGCAUCGCUUAUCAGUUCAUUGAAAGAAACUUUGGAGACUGGGCGCCAAUUGCUGAAAUCAUUGAAAUUUGCAGACAGAUGCAGAAUCAAAAGAAUAGUCGAUCAGAGUCUAUGAAAUCAGUACAAGACUAUGAUUAACUCCAGAUUAUCAUCCUGCAAUACUGGAUUGCUGGCCUCACUUUUCAGAUUUAAAAAAUCUGAGCAGUUUACUUCUGAAUAUACUUAAUAUGCAUUAGUAGUAUCCUUUUUUGUAAUUCUUCCUCUA
This is a messenger RNA of Ipomoea triloba (trilobed morning glory), 1408 nucleotides long. RefSeq lists its product as uncharacterized. The transcript has 5 exons. The coding region runs from base 31 to 1281 and encodes 416 amino acids. The record is from RefSeq and is a predicted model, not a curated record. NCBI's taxonomy places the organism in Eukaryota, Viridiplantae, Streptophyta, Magnoliopsida, Solanales, Convolvulaceae. Gene Ontology annotation, molecular function: antioxidant activity.